CACAGCAUUCACAUUUAGAUUGGUUUCGCGCCCGACCAGUUUAAUUUCGUUUAACGGCAUUCGAAAGAAUUUUAAUUCAAUUCAAAAUGACUAAAAUGAACGAAUCCGCUUCCGAGUGGCUAAAUAAAGAAUACUUUGAGACGGUUUUACGCAAGCACAAGAAAGAUGAAGGGCUGACCAUACAAAAAUUUAACACCAGUGCUGGGACAACGAAAGGCGAUAGUUUUAUUAGCGCUAUGACCCGCUUCAAUGUGGAAUUUCUUUUGUCGAACAGCCAGGAGCCCCACUAUGGAUUUUAUAUCGUAAAAAGUAGCUACGAGGGGGAUCCAACUAUCCGAAAGAUCAUGACGGACUUCGAUGUGUAUAACAGAGAAAUUCUAAUGUACAACAAGAUUUUGCCUGAGAUGACAGCUUUGCUGGCGGAAAUCGGUGAUGAUGAUAGGCUCUUUGCCGAAACAAUGCAUGUCGAUUUAGAACGCGGGGCCAUCAUUUUCGAAGAUUUAUCAGCAUCAAACUUUGUGGUUGGGAAUCGCAUAGAACGACUUGAUGAGCCACAAGCAAAACUAGUAUUAAGUAAAUUAGCCAAAUUUCAUGCCACCGGGGCUGUACUAAACGAGCGUAUGCCAAGUAUUUUAACAGAUUUACAAGGUGGUUUUCUCAGAGAUUCGAACCGCGCAUUCGAACCCUUUCACCAGGGCAUGGUGGAGGUGUGCGCUAAGUUCGCUGGUGGUUGUGAAGAAUUGGGACCUUAUUACAAGGAGAAAUUACUGAAACUAAAGCCCAAAGUAAUGGACUAUUCCAUACGUUGUUUUUAUCCAAAAGAUGACCAUUUUCUCACACUCAUACACAGUGACAUGUGGUCAACUAAUAUAAUGUUGAAAUUCAAUACGGAAGGCGCUCAGAAUGGCACCACAGAAGUUGUGGACGCGAGAUUGAUAGACUUCCAAUUCAGCAACUGGUCAUCACCAGCUGUCGACUUACAUUAUCUAAUAAACAGUUCAUUCAUAGAGGAAAUCCGCUCGAGUCGUCAGGAUGAAUUUAUUCAAUAUUACCAUGGAAUAUUAGCAAGUACGCUGAAAAAACUAAACUAUGGUGGACAUAUUCCAUCUCUACAUGAACUGUGUGUUCAGCUGGAAGAUCGACGAUUUUACGCUUUCACAGCCGCCAUCGUCAAUCAACCUCUGCAAACCACAGCAAAUACUGAGGAUGCGGAUCUCAACAGUUUAAUCGAAAUUAACGAACGCUCCAGGAAAUUUUAUGAAAUGCUUUAUAGCGACCCAAAAGUGCAAAAUACAGUGAAAGCGUUGUUACCGUUUUUCGAUCGGAAGGGACUACUUGAUAUAACUGAUUAGAUUAAUAAGUAUAAAAAGAUAUGCUACGCCACUGUAUUACAAAAAAUGAUAUCAAAGCGAUAAAUGUGCUAUUUAGUCUGACUUAUCUAGUCUGUAACUUACACGUACUAAGUUCGAGUGUUUUAAAUUCUGCCGUAUUAACAGAAAUAACUGUAUAUUAAUAAGUUUGCAUGUAAAUACUUGAAAUGCCACUGUUUUUAAAUAUUAUAUAACACAUUAACUUGCAUGUUUUAAAGGAAUGUAAUAAAUUUGAUAAUAUUUUCAAAGGGAAAGUGAUCAAACUUACUUUGAAUUAUAUCCAAAUGUU
This is a messenger RNA of Ceratitis capitata (Mediterranean fruit fly), 1659 nucleotides long. RefSeq lists its product as uncharacterized. NCBI's taxonomy places the organism in Eukaryota, Metazoa, Arthropoda, Insecta, Diptera, Tephritidae. Bases 87 to 1352 code for a protein of 421 amino acids. The record is from RefSeq and is a predicted model, not a curated record. The transcript has 2 exons.